GUGUGUGUGUGUGUGUGUGUGUGUGUGUGUGUGUGUGUGUGUGUGUGUGUGUGUGUGUGAGAGAGAGAGAGAGGAAGAGUGUAUGUGUGUGUGAAAUAGUGGGAGAGAGAGAGAGGAAGAGUGUAUGUGUGUGUGAAAUAGUGGGAGAGAAAUAAGGAGAGUGUAUACUGUGUGUGUGAGAGAGCGAGAGGGAGAGAGCGUGUGUGUGUGCACUUUUCCCUGUUUCUCUUUUUAUGUGGGAGUGUGUUUGUGUGUGUCUGUUUCUAUGUAGGAAUGUGUGUUUGUGUGUGUCUGUUUCUCUAUGUCUUUCUCUGUGUGUGUGUGUGUGUGUGUGUGUGUGUGUGUGUGUGUGUGUGUGUGUGUGUGUGUGUGUGUGUGUGUGUGUGUGUGUGUGUGUGUGUGUGUGUGUGUGUGUGUGUGUGUGUGUGUGUGAGAGAGAGUGUGUGUAUACUGUGCGUGUGUGAGAGAGCGCGUGUGUGUGCAUGUUUCUCUUUUUAUGUGUGUGUGUGUGUGUCUGUUUGUAUGUGAGAAUGUGUGUUUGUGUGUGUGUCUGUUUCUCUGUGUCUAUUUCCGUCCUGCUAUGUGUGUAUGUGUGUGUUAGCUUCACUCAUUAGUCCCUGUUUGUGUAUUAGCUACGGAUGUCCUCUUCGGCAGGAGCAAAGCAAGAACUCGUGGUCCAGCAGCAGAUAGGAUCAAUGCACAGGACAGAUCGAUGUGUAUUCAAAGCUGCUGUGGGGCCAUGGGAUGUUGUUGUGAACCACAAGUGGGUUAGCGGCUAAUCUGCUCUGCUGUUGAGCAGUGUGUGUGUGUGUGUGCAGAGGCGUCAUGCCCAUAUGGGUCACAAGGGUACACCCCCUCAGAUUUGUCAAGUUUUUAUUUUAUUUUUAAGACGUUCAUUUAAUUACUACACUUAAUUUUUAUGCCCACGUUUUAUCAUGAUUAUUCAUAAUCAUAUCUGUCAGCUGUAUUUUGAGGAGGGGGCACAGUGACUGGAACCCCCCCCCCCCCCUCUUAUUCUCCUUAGUAAGGGGUUCCUUUCAAGAUGCACCACGGAGAAAAUACACACAUUGUUUGAUUUGACUUUAGCUGCCGGUGAUAGGCAGGACUCGCAGGAGGUAUGUUUGUAAAUUCAUUUGCUCAAGAUAUGUAGCCUAUUGAUUCCUUCUUGAUUAAUAUAAUGAACAUGUUGUUGUUUCUCUGUAACACUAGCAACAGCCAUUUUAUGAAGUUGGCUUUAGCUAACCAGCUAGAUAGGUUCCCAGUCUCCCAACCUCAUAACUAGCUACCAAGCCAAUUCAGGGUAUCAAUGGAGUUCGAGUCGUUUGUCUAACUAUCUUAGCUUGCAUGCUUGCUGGCAAGGUUGAUAGAUUUUAGAAAAGCAAGCAAUUACUAAAUGUACUGAAUAAGACAUAUUUUUCCCCCAAGAUUUUACUAGAGACACAGAGAAGGAUAUUUAGUUUCUUUAAAAAAAAGAACCACCAGUCGAGGAUACAUACAGUUCAAGAGGUAUGCUUAGAUAUACAGAACAUACGUGGUUUAAAUGUAAUCUGGCAUUUUAUGAUAAUAUCAUGAUAUUUGUGUAUUAAUUAUGAUGCCAUGAUAUGUGCCUGUAUUGAUGAUGUGUGUUAAUUAUUUUUUUAUUUCACCUUUAUUUAACCAGGUAGGCCAGUUGAGAACAAGUUCUCAUUUACAACUGUGACCUGGCCAAGAUAAAAAAAAAAAGCAGUGCGACACAAACAUCAACACAGAGUUACACAUGGAAUAAACAAACGUACAGUCAAUAACACAAUAGAAAAGUCUACAUACAGGGUGUGCAAAUGAGGUAAGAUUAGGGAGGUAAGGCAAUAAAUAGGCCAUAGUGGCGAAAUAAUUACAAUUUAGCAAUUAAAGACUGGAGUGAUAGAUGUGCAGAAUAUGAAUGUGCAAGUAGAGAUACUUGGGUGCAAAGGAGCAAAACAAUAAAUAACAAUAUGGGGAUGAGGUAGUUGGGUGGGCUAUUUACAGAUGGACUAUGCACAGGUGCAAUGAUCUGUAAGCCGCUCUGACAGCUGAUGCUAGUGUUAGUGAGGGUGAUAUGCGUCUCCAGCUUCAGUGAUUUUUGCAGUCGUUCCAGUCAUUGGCAGCAGAGAACUGGAAGGAAAGGCGGCCAAUGAGGAAUUGGCUUUGGGGGUGAUCAGUGGAGUACCUGCUGGAGCGCGUGCUACGGGUGGGUGCUGCUAUGGUGACCAGUGAGCUGAGAUAAGGCGGGGCUUUACCUAGCAAAGACUUAUAGAUGACCUGGAGCCAGUGGGUUUGGCGACGAAUAUGAAGCGAGGGCCAGCCAACGAGAGCAUACAGGUUGCAGUGGUGGGUAGUAUAUGGGGCUUUGGUGACAAAUCGGAUGGCACUGUGAUAGACUGCAUCCAAUUUGCUGAGUAGAGUGUUGGAAGCUAUUUUGUAAAUGACAUCGCCAAAGUCAAGGAUCGGUAGGAUUGUCAGUUUUACGAGGGUAUGUUUGUCUGUAUGAGUGAAAGAUGCUUUGUUGCGAAAUAGGAAGUUGAUUCUAGAUUUAAUUUUGGAUUGGAGAUGCUUAAUGUGAGUCUGGAAGGAGAGUUUACAGUCUAACCAGACACCUAGGUAUUUGUAGUUGUCCACAUAUUCGAAGUCAGAACCGUCCAGAGUAGUGAUGCUAGACGGCGAGCAGGUGCGGGCAGCGAUCGUUUGAAGAGCAUGCAUUUAGUUUUACUUGCAUUUAAGAGCAGUUGGAGGCCACGGAAGGAGAGUUAUGGCAUUGAAGCUCGUCUGGAGGUUAGUUAACACAGUGUCCCAAAGAAGGGCCAGAAGUAUACAGAAUGGUGUCGUCUGCGUAGAGGUGGAUCAGAGAAUCACCAGCAGCAAGAGCGACAUCAUUGAUGUAUACAGAGAAAAGAGUCGGCCCGAGAAUUGAACCCUGUGCCACCCCCAUAGAGACUGCCAGAGGUCCGGACAACAGGCCCUCCGAUUUGACACACUGAACUAUAUCUGAGAAGUAGUUGGUGAAGCAGGCGAGGCAGUCAUUUGAGACACCAAGGCUGUUAAGUCUGCCGAUAAGAAUGCAGUGAUUGACAGAGUCAAAAGACUUGGCCAGGUCGAUGACUACGGUUGCACAGUAAUGUCUUUUAUCGAUGGCGGUUGUGAUAUCAUUUAGGACUUUAAGCGUGCCUGAGGUGCACCCAUGACCAGCUGGGAAACCAGAUUGCAUAGCGGAGAAGGAACGGUGGGAUCUGAAAUGGUCGGUGAUCUGUUUGUUAACUUGGCUUUCGAAGACCUUAGAAAGGCAGGGUAGGAUGGAUAUAGGUCUAACAGUUUGGGUCUAGAGUGUCUCCCCCUUUGAAGAGGGGGAUGACCGUGGCAGCUUUCCAAUUUUUGGGGAUUAUCAUCCCAUGUACUGUGUUGUAAUGUGGAUGUAACAUCCUAGGCAUUUUAGUGCAGUCUGUUGUGUGAUUAACAACAGUCAGUAUGUGAGAUUAACAACAGUCAGUCUGACACCCUCAUUAAAAUUACAAUUGAACAUAAUGACUAUGGCUCAAGAUUGCAGGAAAAAAGCUGUUUUGGGUGUUUGAAAAAUGGUAAAUUCUCCAAUUUCCACCCCUCCCCCAAUCUCACAUACUUCAUGCCCCCUCUAAAAUAAUGGGUGCAUUACGCCUAUGUGUGUCUGUAUUUGUGUGAAGCGGAAUUAGGCACCAGAUCUUUUUUUUUUUACCCCUGCAUCCUGCUUUGGUUAGAUUGUUUUGAGAGAGAUAUAGCCAAGUUAUCGUGUAUUUAUUACUUAUUUUAUUAUUACGUGUUUUAUUUUCAAUUAUUCUAUUUUUCUCUCUCUGAGUUGUUGGGAAGGGCCCGUAAGUAAGCAUUUCGUCUGCACCUGUUGUUUUAUGAAGCAUGUGACAAAUAAGAUUUGAUUUGAGUGAGCGAGCGAGCGAGAGAGCUGACGCUUUGGUAGGGGAAGUCAGCACAGUGGCAGCCAGGGCUUUCCCUGAUUUAGAGCAGGGAUUAAAAAAACUGGACGAGAGGGGUAUGAAAAAAAGGGAAGGCAGAAAGAGAGAGAAGGAAGGGAAGCUUGGCUGCAUGCUAGCUGCCGCUCCAGCAAAAGGGGAGGCAGGCAGAAGUGUAAAGAGAACGCUCAGACGCUUGUCUCACUCAGUGGAGUUUUGAGUGAGUGAGUUCUCAGACAGACAGACAGACUUUGACCAGACGGAGGCUCUCUGCCUUCCGCUCUGUUCCGCUGUGGCAUUUCAGGAGUUGAGGAGGGGGCAAGAAGGAAUGUCAGCCGGUUAUUGUUCGGGAGGAGCAUGUCUGACUGACCGACUGUGUGGGGAAUGUUAGGUCAGGUGUUCCCCUGUAAGCUACAUGCUGUCUGACUCGAAGGAAAGACGAGAAGAGAAGACAGACUUCAGACUACACAACAGAACAGAGUUCUCUUGCACAGAUAAAAUCGAAGAAGCACAGAAUGAACUGAAAGAUACCAAAGCCGGCGCACAGAAAGGGAUUAAUGAGGGUGGUCGAAGAAGUGCAGAUAACAUAAAGGCACUGAAGAGGAAAAAGGUUGUGGCAGAAAACCAGCUGAAGAAAAUACCCAAAUCUCCUGUGAAGAAGUCCUUGCAGUCCAAGACCUCCGUGGCAACACUCCAAGCUGCCUCGUCCAAGGAAGCUGCACCCUCUUGCUCCUACCCCAGCAGCCCUUCUCAAAACCCUGCCAGCUCACCAAGCCAGAACCGAGACACGGAGUAUGUCCAGCCUAAUGCUGAAUCCUCUGAGGGAGUGACAUCCUCCAUUGACAAUGAUAGGCUAAACCAGAGGGAUACGUCCUUCUCAAAGCCACAGUCUCUCGAUCCCAUUAGUGGUAAAGAGGAAUCUGUCUCUGGUGUUGGGGAGUCUCAGCAGCUCAAGGACAGUAAGAGUGGCGAAACAAGCUGUGAAGGUGACUCUCCUUACCAUGCUGGCGCUCCCCUUGAAGUCUUGCUCAAGGCUAUGGAACCAGACUUCAGCUCCUUGGCAGAAAAAAAUAUAUCUUUUCCAGUCACAGCCGUUGAAAAACCUGGCCGAACUCUUUCUGCUCAGUCUAAUAGUGAAGUGAAUGCUAUGCCAGCUAUACAUUUUGGACUCCAAAUUCAGCCUGCGCAUAUGCAGAAUGACUUUGUAAAUAAACAAGAGACCUACACAAUGCAGUCCUCUACCCAGGCUGUUCCCUUGCAGACUUUGCAGCAUGCUACACAGCAUUUCAGCAACUGUGGGGAAAAGCCUGGCUUGCAGGUGAGCUUCAGCGCUGGCUCCUCCGAUUCACCUGUUCCCUCAGGCUCCAAUUCCUUGCCUCAGAGCCAGCCACCGGUGGUGCACACAUGCCAGUCCCUAUCGGCUAGUGUCCCUAGCACCAUUCAAGUCCCUGUUACACCUGGUUACAACCCAGUCCAGAAGGCCACGGUUGUGAACUUUGGGCUUGAACAGAUGUGUAGCAUCUCAGCAAAGGACCAAAAGCCUAAGAAGCAGGGGAAGUAUGUGUGUGAAUACUGCAGUCGGGCAUGUGCAAAGCCCAGUGUGUUACUCAAGCACAUCAGGUCUCACACAGGAGAGCGGCCCUACCCGUGUGUUACUUGUGGCUUCUCAUUCAAAACUAAGAGCAAUUUGUACAAGCAUAAGAAAUCCCAUGCUCACGCAAUAAAACUGGGGCUUGUGGCGCGUUCCGACUUUGGAAGUGGGUCCCUCUCCGUGGAGUCUGACAAAGCACUUGGAACACAUUCAGAUGUGGAGGAAAGUGGGGACAGCGAUGAGGAAAGUAGCACAGCAGACCUGGACCCUGACUCGUCACAAAGCAGUGUUGCAGCGUUCUCUGAGAGCAGUUUGCAGAGUGCAGGCACAACACAAGGCAAUCAUGGGGAUGCAGGGGACCCAUCGGCUGUUUUCCCUCUGAGUCAGAGGGGCUAUGAGUCCAAAGGGACAGCUAGCCUCCCAAAAGUGGUUGUCUAUCCUGUCAAUGUCUCCCCUCAGCGGGCAGACAGUCCAAGAGUCACAGACUCCAGCCCUGAGCAGGCUACUGCCCAGCGGCAAAAGGACUUCCAAACGGCACAUCUGAGAUCCAGCAUCAGCGUCCUGUCGUCCUUGAAAGAGGUGGAUUGCACAAGCCCCCUACAGGAUGCAGGAAGUGAGGAUGAGGAUCAGCAGUGCAGGACUCCACCAGGAGGCGGACAUGGUCAGCUUCAGAGGCAGCAAGCCACAGACUUUUCUCAGCAGCAGCAGGGCAAGUGUCUGCUUAGUCCCCGCAGUUUAGGCAGCACAGACUCUGGUUACUUCUCACGUUCUGAAAGUGCAGACCAGGCCAUGAGUCCCCCGAGUCCCUUUGUCAAAAUAACCCCACCAACAGACAUGGAUGUCACCAAAAAUGCACUUCCUAAUCUCCCAGCAGUGGUUGCCACUGCCAUGCAUGUGGCUUCUGUGGAGAAGCCACGUGUUGUGCAAGGACAAAUGCGUCCUCCGUUAGAAACAAAAGCACUCUCUCUCGAGGAACGAAUCUCAAAGUUAAUAUCGGACAAUGAGGCAGUGGUUGACGACAAACAGCUGGACAGUGUCAAACCAAGAAGGACUUCUCUUUCUAGGAGAGGUAGCAUAGACUCCCCCAAAUCGUAUAUAUUUAAAGACUCUUUUCAGUUUGACCUUAAACCAAUGGCGAGAAGGUCGAGUUCCAGCUCAGACAUACCCAAGUCCCCUUUCACCCCCACAGAAAAAUCUAAGCCAGUAUUUCUUCUAUCUGUACCCAAUCAGUAUACACCAAUGGACUGUUUACCAAUAACAAGAAGUAAUUCUAUGCCCACAACUCCAGGGCACUCGGGUCUCCCACCAAACAUUGUCCAGCAACCCCACCCACUACGGAUCUGUCAGUCUUUUGAUGACAAAAUUAGUUCCUUAAACGAUGAUGUGUUUUCAUCUGCCCCCUCUACCCCAAAUCCAGCAAUACAUUCUCGUACUCUUGUACGACAAGUAGCAGUGGAGGAUUUCUCCACAAGUGAGGGCCUUACCUCAGUCCGUUCCAUGGACGAAGGCUACCAUGGGUCUAGCAUCUCCACUGAGUUAAUGCAAAGAAGCAGGUCUUUUGAGCAUGCACAAGACCGAAACCGAAAGCCUCUGCAGAGCAAAGGCACAAUGUAUGAAUGUGAGACCUGUCGCAAUCGGUACCGAAAACUAGAAAACUUUGAAAAUCACAAGAAAUUCUAUUGUUCAGAGCUCCAUGGCCCGAAAAACAAGCCAGUAUCUGUCAGAGAGACUGAGCAGGAUGUUUUUCAACAUGUCAUGCAGCAGCCGUUAGUCCCCAGAACAGUUAUUUCAGGUAUAAUGGACCAACAGCAAUCAAUUAGAAAAAGAAGGAAAAUGAAGAGUGUUGGUGACGAUGAUGACCAAUCGCCAACUGACACCAAUCCCCCAUGCUCUGUCAGUUUUGAUUCUUGCCAACUAUCAACAGCCAGUUCAGGUCGGCCAUUUUCUCAGCACUCUAUCAUGGUUGAUCUACAGCCUAAAAGCAACCCACCGCAAAUAACUCAAAAUCAGCUAGUAGCAAGAGGUACAGAUGCAUCAGAAUCAAGACUGUCACCGAUCAGAGAAACCCAGGUUAACACCUCUGGUAAAGAGAGAGGCGACCUACAGAGGCAAGGCAGCGGUACAUCAGUUAUCAGACACACCAACUCUUUAAGCAAGCCCAAUUCCUUUGAGAACUCUGAAUCUAUUGACAGGGCCUCUCCUGUUGAUUUAUUGUACAAAGAUGGCCAUAGCACAGGAAAAACUAAGACCGAUGCUACUGCCAAUCUUUCAUUAGAGAGCUACCAUGAAAAGAUGUCCAUUCCUAAAUGUGCCGACCAGGGGAAACAAGGGAUGGAAAACCGUGUCGACAGCACAUUAGCAGCAGUGGCUGAGAGCUGUGCUGCUGUCCAGCAGUCUCGUCUGGUUCGCCAAAAUAACAUUCCUGAAAUCCUGGUCACAGAGGAACCCGAUCGGGAGCAUAACGGUCAGAGCACUGAGCAAGGGGAAAAGGUUGCAGAUACAUUCAACUGGCCCCAGAGGAGCGAGAGCCUGUCCAAACUACCGACAGAAAAGCUUCCACCCAAGAAAAAGAGAAUUCGUUUGGCUCAGAUGGAGCACUCCUCUGGAGAAUCGAGCUUUGAGUCCUCACUGUCUCGUAGCCUCAGCAGAGACAGUAGCCUCUCAAGAUGCUCCAGUAUCUCAGCCUCCUUUGACCGGGAUGAGCCAUCCAGGUCAGAGAGCCCCUCCAGAGGAGAAUUUGUCAACAAAAUAUCUGAGCCUCAAGGGCUACCAAUAGCCUUCAACACCCUGGGGGUCCCUGGCAUGAUAAGACGUGCUGUCUCAGAACAGAUCAGUUGCACUCAACCCUCAGUGGAGAUCUUGUGCGACUAUCGCAGCAAGUCCUUUGACUUUGGCAGUGUCUCCCCCAGCAGGUCUCUGCCACCCAACAGGUCAAUGUCACCAAUGGAACGGCCAACGAGUGCUCAAGCCUUCCCGUCUGUACAGGUACCUCUCAUUGAAAGGCGAAGGGGGCCCUUGGUACGCCAGAUGUCUUUAAAGAUUGGGCCAGAGAGUCAGCAACAUGUCGGGAGGCAUGCCAUACCUCUCCAGAGGCUCCCCACUGUAUUCUCUACAUCUCAGCAGAGGCCUCAACAGACUGCCAACAAGCCUCCCCUUGCCCAACCCUUUAUUGUGCAUUCUGGAGGAACUCUCCCUCAGAAGAAUGAAAGAAUGGUGCAAAGCAUUAACUUGGGCAGCCAAGGUCAACUGCCUCAAAUCCAUGGCCUUCCACACCCUUGGCACCUAACGUCGAGGGUUCAGACAUGCCAAAAUAUACAGCAAUCUGUGGUUCAUGUUGUGGUCGGCCAAGAAGAUGCCCAGAACAAAUCUGCUGACUCUCAAGACAAGAAAAGCUUUGUGCCCAAAUACCAACUGCAGUGUCCUGCUCUGAGACCAAGCCAAACAUACUCUCUCUCUACCACACAGGGUACUCAGACAACUUUACCAGUCCUAACAAUACCUAUUGCCAAUCAGAUGCAAAGUAUUUCGAAGUCUUCAGAUGUUCUCCACAAUGUCUGUGUGGCACAACCGUGUUUUCAGAUUGUAGACAAUAAGACACAAUCAAUAGUCUUGCCUGUAAGCCUUCAAAAUGACCCACCUUCUCAUAACCUACCAGGUGCUCUCCAAUUGCCACAGAUACUGAUAACUCAUGAGCAGAUGCACCCUUCCCUCUCUGUGGCGAGUAACCUGUAUGUUGUAGAUACUGACACAAAGACUGUACCAGAAAUGAACAAGGACAGGCCUCCAGCAUCUACUGGCCUUCAAGUAAAACACGGUUUAGUUUCCAAUACCCAGAACCAUAUUGGUGAAAUUCAAAGAGCUCCCUCCCUGGGGUCCUUACACUGCACCCAGAAAAUGGCAGCUGUGACCCUUUGCCUACAACAAGAGCCCAUUGCCUCAAGCAAGAGAAUGCUCUCCCCUGCCAACAGCUUGGAUAUCGCCAUGGAAAAACAUCAGAAGCGAGCAAAGGAUGAACAUGGUGCCGCAUGCCUCACUGAUGGCAGGUCAGUCAACUACCUGAACUCCAAGAUGGCGGAGGUAACUAGGCAACGGAAGCUGAUGCUAGUCCGGCAGGUGUGCACCACUGAACCAGUGGACAGUCCCAUUGAAACUGAGGCCCCUCCACUGCAACACGAGAAGCCAGUAGGUGAAAAGGAUGCCCACACUCCUAAGAACUGCAAGACUAUGACACCUGAACGCAACGGAAAGGAUGAACCAUCUUCUGUAGUUCCCCAGGAACAACCACGCUCUGCAUUAAACACCGCUCCAGGGAGUCAUGUCUCCUCCUCUGUGCCAGCUAACGCCUCCCUGAAGCCUCAAGACAAGAGCGAGGAAGAGAGAUGGUCUUCCGCCAAGUCUCCCAUUAGGCCCUCGACUUUCCAUGGACAGGUGAAAUUGGCCUCAUCUGUAUCUGUCGUCAACACACGAGACAGCCAUCGCCUGUCUUUCCCCAGCCUGAAAACUGCCACCACCUUCACUUGGUGUUACCUGAUGAAGAGGAGGCCUCUGCAUGUCCCCCAGACGGACCAGAAGGUCUCGGCCUACUCCACCUGGGCGGUGAGCCCCAACAACCCCAACCCACUGGGCCUGUCCACCAAACUGGUGAUGUCUCUCUUUGACUCCAAGCAGAACUCCAAGAAAAUACACUACACAGAGGCCAUAACGACAAGUAUGAAAUCCGACAUCUUGGCCUAUUCAAGCAAGCUAAAAGACGUCAUGCCUAAGGUCCUAAAGCCUCAGAAAACUGAGAAUAACAGCAAAGUGCAACCUGAGAGUCAGGUGAGCAGCGAGUCAGACAAGGAUUCUUCCUCAUCCAAAAUAGAGCCACGGAGGGUCAAAAUAUUUGAUGGAGGAUUCAAAUCUAACGAGGACUAUGUGUAUGUGCGUGGGCGUGGUCGUGGUAAAUACAUCUGUGAGGAGUGUGGGAUCCGCUGCAAGAAGCCCAGCAUGCUGCGUAAACACAUCCGCACCCACUCUGACGUACGGCCCUAUCACUGCACCCACUGCAACUUCUCCUUCAAGACGAAAGGGAAUCUGACCAAGCAUAUGAAGUCCAAGGCCCACAGUAAGAAGUGCAUGGAGAUGGGUGUGUCUGCAGGCCUCGAGGACCAUGAUACAGAGGACUCAGGAGACCGUAGCCAGGUGGGCAGUACAGAUCGCCCAGAUUCAGACGGAGAGGACUCGGAGGGCGCUGACGAUGACAACGAUGAUGACAACGAAGAAGAGGAAGAGGACAGCCAGGCUGAGUCUGGCCUGUCCACCAACCCCUCGGUCUCGGCCAGCCCCCAGCACAUACCCUCCUCCCUCCAGGCUGAGCUCCCUCCCAGCUCCCUCCUGGCUCAGAUGUCCAUCCACCACCACCACCCAGCUCCCCUGUCCCUCCCCCAGCUCCCCGACUCCCACACCCACCACACCCACGACGCCUCGGACACAGAGUCCGUGCCCAUGCUGAGCCCUGUCUCCCUGGUCAAGCAGAUGUCAAUCUCCGGAGGGUGCUCAAGCCCUGGCCCCCCACCCUACUCCCCACCCCCCCACACCUCCGACACUGAGUCGGUGCACAUGAUGAGCCCUGUCUCGCCGUGCAGGCAGAUGUCCAUCGACUACCCCGACGUUGACGUGCCCCCUAGUCCUCCCGUACCAGGCAAGGGCUGCUUCAAGCUCGGCCAGGAUGGCUCUUUGGCUCCUCCCACCCUACCAACGAGUGAGCCAGGUGUCCCUAUCGGGACAGACGUCAGCACUCAGACCGCCUCUUUCAUCCCCCAGACCUCCUCCUACAGCCCCUUGCACUUUCCCUCCCAGGGCCCGACCCAAGGAUCAGGGGCCACACAGGGGGGACACACCCACCUCUUCAGCCACCUGCCUCUGCACUCCCAGCAGCAAUCUUGCUCCUCCUACAGCAUGGUCCCCGUGGGGGGCAUCCAGCUGGUGCCAGCUGGCCUGCCAGCCUACUCCACCUUCGUGCCCAUCCAGGCCGGCACUGUCCAGCUCACCAUCCCCGCAGUGAGUGUCAUCCACCGGAAUACCAGUCCACUCCCGUUCCCCAAAUUCUCUAACUCCCCCCAGCCUGAGGGCUCUGCCUUGAACCCCACCAACCAGCCCCUGGUGGUUCAGGAGCCCAUCAGCAGUAUCAUGCCCUGCUUCCCCCUGGGGCAGGUCACCGGACUGCAGGCCCUUGGGGCCUCCCAGCAGACACUGCAGUCCAUGGGUCUGGAGACCCUCAACGUCAUGGGACUGACCAGCUCAGGAUGCCUGACCUCCACUCAGCUGCUGUCCCAGCACGGCCUGACGCUCAACGCCACCCUGGGCCUGCAGGUCCUGACUGCCAGCCCCAGCUCCCAGAGCAGCACGGGCCCCCACCAUCACCACACCCACCACACACCCAUCCCCGGCCUACAGAUCCUCAACAUUGCCCUGCCCGCCCUCAUCCCCUCGCUCAGUCCUCUCUCCGCCCUCAGUCCCCUCCCUGGACCCUCUGAGAGGCAGGGCAGCCCUGAGGCCCAAGGGGCCACCCGACUCUCCUCUCAGACUGAACUAGGACCCUUGGUCAGCUGUCCGUCUGCUGCAUCAUCCCUUCCCACUGCCACCCUGAGAGGAAGUCCCGCCCAGGAAAUGACAUCAUCGGGCAGCAGACCCAGCAGCUCUGGGCACAGGAGCUCCGGAGGCUCUGAUCACACGCAGACUCCAAGGAAGGAAGGGAGGGUUACAACAUCUCUACCACAGCCCUCCCCGGCUCCAGCUGCUGGGGGGGGUGUUGAGCGGGCAGGGGGAGCCAGUGAGUCUGUCACACCUCGGAGGCAGUCGAUGCUGUCACGGCAGCAGGUGACGGAAGACUGUAUCAAUGACUCAGCAUCAAGCGAUGACGAGGACAGACUAGUCAUCGCCACCUGAAACCCCCAGUCAAAUAGCCUGGUCAAAUCAAACCGAAUGCUGAGCUUACAAUGGUGAUCGCAGCAUUCAAUCUAGGUUACCAGGCUACCUAUCGAAAAGCUCUUUGUUCUCGUUUUGUAAUGCUUGUCACUUUCUAAGACUGAAAACACUUCAGGGUGGGUUUGUUUCUCUGCAAAUCGCCUUUCAAAGCACAGUUUCUGACAUUCAUAUUGUAUGUGCAAUCAUAAAUUAUUAUUAUUAUGAUGAUGAUAAUGAUGACCAAUCGUUUUUCUUUUAAAAAAUGUUGUCAGCUCCAGACAUUUUUUUUUUGUACAUGUUGUAUAGACAAUUGUGCCUUUUUGGAGUUACUUGUUUUAGGAACCUGUAAAUAAUACCUUAAAAAUUCAGCAGUUGCUUGUGUUUAUUUCGAUGACAUGGAAGUGAAAAUGGAGGAUAACAAUUUUAUUUUGGAAGGUUUUAUGUCAAUCGUAAAUUUAUGGAGAAAAAAAAUGUGUUGUACUGGUAUAUGUACAUUUCUAUGGAUUUGGGGCAUUGUUUCUGUGUACAGAUGUUGUGUUCAACUAUUUAUUAUAUUCCAUUUAGUGCCCAUGAUGAUUCAUAAAUCCAUAGGUAUAUGUAAUAUGGUAGCUUUACAUUGCGGUAUCAAUAUUAUUAUCAACUGUAUCAGUAAAACUUUGUUUACAAAUGUACAAAUGGUAUUCAUGUUUUUUGUCUCAGAUGCACCUAAGUUUUCACAUUUAAUAAAAUGUCAUACUGUUUAGAAGAUGGACAAGAGUUCUGGACCACAUAUGACAAAAUACUUUUUCUUGAUCUUAUGUUGAUCUUAUGUACAACAUUUUAUCUCACAUGCAGCAAAAGUUCACGGAUUAAAAAUAAAAUGUCUCCAUCCA
Molecule: messenger RNA, 13358 nt
Organism: Salvelinus fontinalis (brook trout)
Lineage: Eukaryota; Metazoa; Chordata; Actinopteri; Salmoniformes; Salmonidae
Product: zinc finger protein 40-like
Exons: 8
Coding region: 4366-12468 (2700 amino acids)
Biological process (GO): regulation of transcription by RNA polymerase II
Cellular component (GO): nucleus
Molecular function (GO): RNA polymerase II cis-regulatory region sequence-specific DNA binding; DNA-binding transcription factor activity, RNA polymerase II-specific
Source: RefSeq, a predicted model, not a curated record